Messenger RNA from Ustilago hordei, 4587 nucleotides. RefSeq lists its product as uncharacterized. The transcript has a single exon. Gene Ontology annotation, molecular function: zinc ion binding. The record is from RefSeq and is a predicted model, not a curated record. Gene Ontology annotation, biological process: regulation of transcription by RNA polymerase II; rDNA heterochromatin formation; silent mating-type cassette heterochromatin formation. NCBI's taxonomy places the organism in Eukaryota, Fungi, Basidiomycota, Ustilaginomycetes, Ustilaginales, Ustilaginaceae. Bases 1 to 4587 code for a protein of 1528 amino acids.
AUGUCUAGUCACGCGCCCAGGAUGGAUGGUAAGCGUCUCGACUUUCUUUUGCCACUACAGCCCUCACUGCGGUUACUGACCAUCUUCUUACCCUCGCUCUUCUCUCCCGCAGUCAAGGUCCUAUACACCCUCGACUCGAGUCCAGACCACACCAUGAUUGCCAGACUCGGUCGCCCAGUCCCUGUGGAAAUCAUCAUCCCCAACAUGACUCCACCAUCACCCCUUGGCCCUUCAGGUAGCAACUACCCGCAAUCACCUCCACCGCCGCGUCAGGUACGCUUCGGUCGCAUCCCCCUCAAAACCUGCCUUGGUGCCGUAUGCAUGGCCAGCCCCGAGCUCCUCCCCGAUGACAAGCGGGACUAUAUCAUCUACGCUGUUGAUCCAGAGGAAACCUUACGCGCCAGUCAACUCCCUUCUCCUGGCUCUUCCCGAGGUCACGCUUCACCGACGCGUUCCUCUUCAGCAUCCAACUCUUCACGCCAACGCAACGAUGCAAGCACGAGUAAGCUCAGCUCUAGUCCACCUCGUCCGAAGGUAGCUGCGCCUUCAAUUUUGGUCGGGAAAGGUUUCUUCAACUGGGCGUUGGAGGAGCAAGGAGAGGGUGAGACGGCCGUUACUGGACGCGUUCGCUCGGAUGGUAGACGUUUGCGGUACGAAAACGGUCGCGAGUACGAAGAAGACAUCAACGUGCUCGAGGUUGUGAUCAAGCUCAAAGAGUCACAGGCGAGGAGUAAGGAUAAGUACUUCAACCUCGUUCGUGGCUUGGCUUCUGGUUCGAGCAGCAGUUUCAGCGCUGGUGCUGGCUCAAGUUCUGGCUCAAGUUCUGGCUCUAGAACAGCUUCAUCUCGUCACACGCAAAACGUAGAGGUGGUUUCUGCUGCCCACAGCUCCCGCUCUUCGCAUCUUGCGUUGCAUUCUGAGCCUCACUAUCCCACCACCUCCUCUUCCUCGAGCUACGGCGCAAUGGAGCGCCAGAUUCGUAGACCAGCUGCACGUAUCGCUGGAGACAGGAUCUCGCCCAAGACCGCCACAGCGCCUUUGGGUGCUUCUCCAGGUAUGCCGCUUCUCUCCAACUUUUCAAACGCAUCUUCUCCACCCGCAGCUGCUGCAUCGGCUCCUUCGCCCAACUCUGCUGCCGUAUCAAACCCAUCAGCGCUGCAACUGCUGACCAUCCUGCACAGCCUUCAGCAGAGGUCCUCCAAAUCUGCACCCGAGCCAGCUCAACAGGCGCAACUAGAGACCUUGCUGCAACAAGUCGCGCAAGCUAUCGGCAACACAUCAUCAUCCUCCUCCUCCUCGCCUGCUGUUGACGCUGCUUCGACCACAGACCACGAUACAGCAGGUUCAGCCACAACCUCCCCCAACCUCUCCUUCGCUCGUCCACUCGAUCCGAUCCCAGUACCUAACGAAAGCAACGACAACGGCGCCACCAUUCCUCGCUCUUCCUUCACCCAACCAGCUGGCAAAGAGAAUCGUAGCCUCGGCCUCACAGUCUCCUCCAAAGACUCACCCCAGACCCUAUACUACGAUUCGCGUCGUCCCUCCACUUCCUCCCCUCCCCUCGAGGAGAGCACUGAAGACUCCAGUGCCCCUUCUCAACACCGCAAAGAGUCGGCCGAAACCUCCGAUCGCAUUUGCUACAACUGCGGAACCGACGUUCCAACCACUUGGCGUCUCCUUCGUUUACCUGCAGGAAGCAUCAUCAACAACCCAGCUGCCGAGAAAAGCUCUUCUGACAGCACCAACGAUGAUUCUAGCGAGACAGACUGGAAGCCACGAUAUUCAGGCAGAGAAGGUCCGAUCGAGACGGAUGGCGAGACUCGUUGGUCUGCCUGCAAUCCUUGUGGCUUGUACUAUCUGAAAUGGGACAAUUCGCGACCGGAGUACGUAUGGAGGAAAGAGCAUGCAACAAAGGCGUACAGGGAGAGGAAGGCGUUGGCUGAAGCAGCCAAACGACGACGCGAAGAGGGUGGUGUUGUAGGGGGUGGUGCGAAUAAGCGAGCGAGGAUUGCAGCUGGCUCGGAUGUUGAUGCAGCUUCACCCUACAGUAUGUCUACUCCGGGGUUGGGGACGAGUCCUAACUUUGAUGCUGGGACUCCGGUUUCUUCUUCGGCAAGGAAGGGCAGUAUGCCUAGAACGUUGAGUGAGGCCUGUCAUAGGGAUGCGGAGAAGUUGGAGAGUCAGAGGAGUGGCAGGAAGAGGGAUAAUGAGAAACCGGUUUGUAAGAAGCAGGCAGAUAGGGAGUAUGUUUUGGAUCCCAGUACGGGUAAGUGGAGAAGUAGGAGGAGUAUGAGGGAGAAUCCACAGGGUAAGAAACCGGGAAGACCGAAAGGGUCGGUGAAGGUGCAGCAGAAUGGGAGUAAGGCGCAGCAUGCUAAAUCUAGUCCUCCUCAGGGGAGCAAGGAGAGCAGUGGUAAUACUCCUAGUGCCCAGCGGCAGCAGCAACAGCAGCAGUCGCAGUCGCAGUCGCAGUCCAAGCCUCAACCCAGCUCCUCCUCCACCUCCUCCAAGCAGCCUGCCACAGCCUCCGCUGGCAGCGAAACGGCGGACAACUCACAACCCAAAUCAACACCACAAGCUGAACCCUCAGCCUCCAACUCAAACUCCAAACCCGACCAACCCAAAUCAGACCCCGAAUUCAGACUCCCCCAACUCCCCCCAUCCACCCGCCACCACCAAACCACAUCAUCCUCUCGAUUGGUCAACUUCGCUCAAUCCUCCCCCGUCCGCCCCUCCAUGAACGCAUCCCUCAUGCAACCGGAAGCGAUCAACUCUUCCAUGAUGAUGCCACCUUUCGGCUCCGGUAUGCUGGAGUCACCCUCUCGCGACAUACGAUUCCGGGUGCCCAGUUACCUGAUGAAUUCUAGCCCGGGUACUAUGUUGGAUACCCUAAUGAGCGAGGCCGACUUUGAUUUUGAAGAACUAGGACCUCUUGGGCCGCUUCAAACUCCCGGAACGCUAUUGGGAAAUAUGGCAAAGGGUUUGAGGAGAAGUCCAAGGAAGAAUAGUGCAAAUCCUUAUGCUGGUCCCUCCGCUAAAAGGGGAGGGGGUGGUGGGAGCCCGACGUUUGGGAGAGGAAAGAGUGUGGGGAGUCCAGCGAUGGUGGCAAGUUCGAAUGAUAGUCCUGUGACUCGUAGUCGUACUCGUUUGGGCGGGGAGGUUUUACAUCCUGCGCUUUACUCUUCCAGUGAUGGACUUGGUGGAAAUGCUAAUGGGAAGAAUAGCAGUAACGUUACUUCUCCUGCUUCUCCCUCUGAGAAACGACGAAAGACUACACCUCGAACCACCAACACUACUUCCAAACCCUCCUCCUCCACCACCACCACCACCGCUAUGGAAGAGGAAGACAACAAGGAACCGGAACAACACUUUACCAAAGGUCCUUACUCCCGUACCACAACCACCACCACCUCCUCCUCUUCUAGAGAAGGUUCAGCCGAUCUUCCCUCCUGCCCUGCAUCGCCUUCGCUUGGUAGAACAUCCCGGAAACUCGCACGCAACCUUUCCACAGCGAGUAACAACACUCACCUCAGCAGUGGGCGUGCGAAACUCGCCCACCUCGACCUACCCCCGAGCAGUCCUGUGUUCGAUCAUCCUUCUGCACGAAGCGGAGAAGGUAGGGAGGUCGAGGUGGAUGGUUGGGGACGAACACCUAGUAUGAGGGAGAUUUUCCCUACGCCGUCUGAUUUAGAUUGGCCUAGUGAUGGUAGUCCUCGUUCUCCCUUUCCUCGUUCGCCGGAUGCGAGCGCUGCGAACGAAGCUAAACAGGCUGACGGGGAGAAGGCGGAGAAGAAAGAGGAAGAGAAAACAGCGCAAACUCACGCAGUGGUGAGAAGGAGACCUCUACCAGCAACAGUCGAAGAUGGAUCUUCCUCAAUCUCAGGCUCUUCCCCUGCGUUGACGGAUUCACCGGAAGAGAGUAACCUUUUCGAUCUGUUGGAGGAUCCAUAUGGAAUCCUGGCUGCGAGUGGAUUUGGUAUUGAUGCUGACGGCACGCUCACUACCAACCCUACCAACGCCAACGCUCAGGUAGGGGAGGAGGAGACGCAAAUGACACCCACAUCCUCAACCCCAAGCGCCACAACUGCAGCCGCACCUAGCAUAAGUGCAGAUCGAUUCAACCAAAUCCACCUCCAUCCCUCCACCUCCUUCUCUUCUCACCUAAACGCAUUCACUACCGAAGGUGGUGCCGGCAUAGCUGCACACGUCAACCCAAACACGAACUCUCCUGCUGCUGUACAAAUCGGCCCCUCUUCCACCUCCACUUCCACCAUUCGCUCUAACGGAGGAGAGACAAAUGGAUUUGAUAUGAGCUUCCUUGCGAACCUGCCACCCGAGCUAUCAACAAUUUUCUCGACACCUGGGAAAAAAAUCCCCCCUCAAAUCAUUGAAAUUCUCGCCAGCCCGCGCAAAUCCCGCACCCGAUCCUCCAGCGGUUCGCCCAGUAAGAUGGCAAUGGGAAAGCAAAUGGUUGUCACUCCAAACUACAGCACUGGAGAGAACGGGGAAGGGGAACAAGAUUUUUCUGCAUUGUUCAAUAAUCCUGACAUUCAAGCGCUUCUGGCUGAAUUCGAGGUUCAGUCGUAA